AGAAACAACAUGGAUUUAAAAACAAAAUUUGUUUUUUGCCUGACUUUAGCUUUCAGCUCAGCCUCAUCUCUUACAAAAGAACUGGAGAGGACUGAAGGUAAUGGUACCCUGGAGUGUCCUGCCUAUGGUUAUGAUUGUUUCUUGAAUGACAUUGAACAAGGAGCCAUUUCAACAAACUGGAAAGAUUGUGCUUAUCAGUGUGCUAACCACAAGACUUGUGUGUACUGGUCUUGGGUAGUAACAACGUCGGGAAUAAAUCCCGGGGUCUGCUUUCUAAAGAGUAUGUGUCCCCUGCCCCUCGCUAAUCCACUCUUCAUCUCUGGACACUUUGAUUGCCCUUUUUCUAAGGAAGACUAGAAAUAGUUUAAUUGUACGUAUGUAACCAUUUAAAGGGACUGUUCAUUUAUAGAGUUGUAUGUCUGAUAAACAUAGAAUGAGAUAUCGCCA
Molecule: messenger RNA, 447 nt
Organism: Eurytemora carolleeae
Lineage: Eukaryota; Metazoa; Arthropoda; Copepoda; Calanoida; Temoridae
Exons: 5
Coding region: 10-357 (115 amino acids)
Source: RefSeq, a predicted model, not a curated record